Macadamia integrifolia is the source of this 420-nucleotide messenger RNA. RefSeq names its product classical arabinogalactan protein 9-like. The transcript has a single exon. The record is from RefSeq and is a predicted model, not a curated record. Lineage: Eukaryota; Viridiplantae; Streptophyta; Magnoliopsida; Proteales; Proteaceae. The coding region runs from base 1 to 420 and encodes 139 amino acids.
AUGGCUCUCAACAAUGCCAUCCUUGGUUUCACUAUGUGUCUUGCUCUUGUGGCCUCAUGCAUUGCUCAAUCACCUUCUGCUGCCCCUACAACCACACCAGCUCCACCAACAAUAGCUACACCACCUACAACUGUGGCAGCACCACCUCCUGUCUUGACUCCUCCACCAGUUUCUUCGCCGCCUCCAUCUUUGACUCCUUCUCCAGUGUCUGUACCAUCAAUAUCACCUGGACUUGCACCUUCACCACCUGCACCUAUUGCACCUUCUCCUAUCACUACUACUGGAACGGCACCCUCACCGAGUGUGGCUGCGCCGCCUAUUGGAGCUCCGGUGGGAUCGAAUCCAGCCUCCGGUGCAUCUCUACAUGGAAGUAGCUUUGCCUUGCUAGCAUUGUUUGGAGGAGUUGCAGUCCUUGUCUAG